Closterium sp. Naga37s-1 is the source of this 2250-nucleotide messenger RNA. Lineage: Eukaryota; Viridiplantae; Streptophyta; Zygnematophyceae; Desmidiales; Closteriaceae. The record is from the annotation of a GenBank genome assembly.
AUGCAUUCAGGGCCGAAUCGCUGCAUCCUCCCGCGGCUGCGGUGGUGGAUGCGGCGGCAGUGCUUUCGCGAGCUGCUGCUGCUCGUGCUCGUGCUGUCGGCGAGCAGCGGCGCGCGCGGCGUGCGGUUCACGCUGGACCGGAAGGAGUGUCUGACGGAGUACGUCAACUGGGUGGGCGACGUCGUGCACGGCAACUUCGUCGUCGUUAGCGCCGACGCGUGGGGCGACUGGGAGCAGAACGGCGUCGACCUGGUGGUGAGUGGAACGUACGGCGUUGACCUGGUGGUGAGUGGAACGUACGGCGUUGACCUGGUGGUGAUUGGAACGUACGGCGUUGACCUGGUGGUGAGUGGAACGUACGGCGUUGACCUGGUGGUGAGUGGAACGUACGGCGUUGACCUGGUGGUGAGUGGAACGUACGGCGUUGACCUGGUGAUCAGCGACCCGGACGGGUACACGGCGUUCUCCACGGAGGCGCAGACGCAGGGCAAGUUCGAGUUCAUGUCGCAGCGCGAGGGCGACUACCGCUUCUGCUUCUCCAACAAGUCGCCGGUGUUUGAGACGGUGUCACUGGAGGUGUUUGUGGGCCACCAGGUGCAGCCCCACGAGAUCGCCACCGACGAGCACAUACUGCCCAUAGUGACCAAGCUCUCAGGGCUGCACAACCACAUCACCAGUGUGUACUUGGAGGCCAAGUGGUUCCACGCGCAGGCCGAGCGCCAGAACCAGCUGGCGCAGGCCACGACGCGCAAGCUGGUGGUGAAGACGGCCGUGCAGUCACUCGCCCUCAUCACCUGCUCCUUCCUGCAGGCACGCCCCCUCCCACUCCCCUCACACGCUCCACCCCCCUGCAUUUCCCUCCACUAUGCACGCACGGCACGGCACGGUAGCAUGCAGACCCACUCUCCUCACUGGAUGCGCUCACCCCAUCCUCCUCUGCAGGUCUACCUCUUGAGGCGCCUCUUUGAGAAGAAGCUUGGAAGGACAAUGGUUAUUUACAACCUUAGCAUCCAUACUGUCGUGACUAGUUUAAUCGAAUUCCUCGCGAGUCGUAAUUGUCGCGCAUCAGCGGGCAGCAUGGUGAAGGGCAAGAAGAUUCUCUUCAUCGUGGGCGACUACGUCGAGGACUACGAGGUGAUGGUGCCGUUCCAGGCGCUGAUGGCGUUCGGCUGCAACGUGGACGCCGUGUGUCCCGGCAAGAAGGAGGGCGACGUCUGUCGCACCGCCGUGCACGACUUCGUCGGCGAUCAGACGUACGCGGAGUCGCGGGGGCACAACUUCGUGCUGAACGCCACGUUCGACGAGGCGCGGUGCGACGCGUACGACGCGCUGGUGGUGCCGGGCGGGCGCGCGCCCGAGUACCUGUGCACCGACGGCCGCGUCACGGCGCUCGUGCGCGACUUCCACGCCGCCCGCAAGCCCAUCGCCUCCAUCUGCCAUGGCCAGCUCGUGCUCGCCGCCGCUGACGUGCUCAAGGGCAGCAAGUGCACGGCGUACCCGGCAGUGAAGCCGGUGGUGGAGCUGGCGGGUGGGCAGUGGGUGGACGCCGACCCCAUCUCCGCCUGCCUCUUCGACGACCAGCACAAUCUGAUAACGGGCGCGGCAUGGCCGGGGCACCCGGAGUUCCUGUCGCUGCUGCUGCUGGCGCUGGGCGCCAAGGUGCACGGCAGCGACAAGCGCGUCCUCAUGCUCGCAGGGGACUUCAUGGAGGACUACGAGGCCAUGGUGCCCAUGCAGGCGCUGCAGGCGCUGGGCUACCGCGUGGACGCCGUGUGCCCUGAGAGGCGCACAGGGGACGUGUGCAAGACGGCCGUGCACGACUUCGAGGGCGACCAGACAUACACGGAGAAGCCGGGGCACAACUUUGCGCUGACGGCGGACUUUGAGAGCGUGAGGGUGGACGACUACGACGCCCUGCUGCUGCCGGGUGGGCGCGCCCCCGAGUACCUGGCGCUGAACGCGCGCGUGCUGGAGGUGGUGCAGCACUUCCAUGCCGCCCGCAAGCCCAUCGCCUCCGUGUGCCAUGGCCAGCAGAUCCUCGCUGCUGCGGGCGUGCUCAAGGGCAUGCGGUGCACGGCAUACCCGGCAGUGAAGCCAACGGUGGUGCUGGCGGGCGGCGAGUGGCAGGAGCCGGACCCCAUCUCGCGGUGCUUCCAGGACGGGCACCUCAUCACGGGCGCUGCAUGGCCCGCCCACCCCGAGCUCAUCAGCCUGCUCAUGGCCGCCCUCGGCACCACCGUCACUACUUGA